Messenger RNA from Bolinopsis microptera, 2780 nucleotides. RefSeq names its product lysosomal cholesterol signaling protein-like. NCBI's taxonomy places the organism in Eukaryota, Metazoa, Ctenophora, Tentaculata, Lobata, Bolinopsidae. Bases 43 to 2505 code for a protein of 820 amino acids. Gene Ontology annotation, biological process: negative regulation of BMP signaling pathway; intracellular signal transduction. The transcript has 2 exons. The record is from RefSeq and is a predicted model, not a curated record.
AAACUAAUUACUACCCUACAAAUCUAUUACAUUUAUUUAGAAAUGGAAGGGAACGAAGACUAUUCACACCUACUGGCUGAACUUGCUGGCAAAUUUUUUCCUAUCUUCGUGACCAUCUUCACCUUCAUCUCUUUGGGAUACCUAGCGGGAAGAUUCAACGUGCUCCCAACAGGGAGAGGGAGGCCCGUUCUAGCGUCCUACAUCUUCAACAUAGCCCUGCCAGCUGGUAUCCUAUACAAUGUGCUCACUGUCCAGGUUACCAGCACUGAUCGUCACGAAACCCUCCCCAACUUCCUCUACGGGAUCAUCAUAGUGAAGUCUAUCCUCUACACCGCUGUAAUCUCUGUCGGACUUAUCCUGGUCAGGAAGUCGUCUGUUAGCUGGGCAGCUGUGUUCCUGUUUGCUCUAGCCACUGUUCAUUCCAAUGACUAUGCUAUUGGUCAACAGCUGCUUCAUGCACUGUUUGAUAAUUCUACAUACCCGGGUUCCAAAGAUUACCCAUCUUACAUGGAAGACUCCAUGGUACUGACCUACGCAACCUACGCUCCUAUAACAAUCUUCUUCUUGGAGCUGCGGAGAAACAGAGAGCUGUCCCUUACUUGGGGUAAAAGUAUUCUCUGCGCUCUCAUGCGAUCUCUUCUUCGACCUCCAGUCUUAGCUGCAGUUUUGGGACUUAUUCUGCGGCUCAUGGGAGUGGGACAUUCUACAGCAUUCUUCAAGUGGUUUGGGGACGGGGUUCUCAAAAGCCUGGCUACAACAAUACCUCCCAUAUAUUUACUGUACACAGGGCUGGUGCUGGUCGGGAGUGUCAAGCACUUUACCAGUCCUAGGCAGAUCAUGGCUAUUGUGGUUAUCACCAUCAUUAAACUAGGAAUAUCUCCUCUCAUGAUGAAAUUGACUCAACUAAUCAUCCCAGCAGACAAAGGAGCCUCUGAAAGUCUCUCCAUCAUGUUCUACCUCUACGGAACCUUGCCAUCCUCCCCCAUUGUCGUCAUAUUCGCCAGUCAGUACGACUUACUGACACCCACAUUCGCUAUGAUAGUGCUAGCUACCACUCUCAGCUUUGCUCCUGUCAGCACCCUGUUCAUGUCCCUGUACUAUGUUUCAUGGUGCCAGUUGUUCAGCGAUGAAACCACCACCUUGGUUAAGAAUCUGACUGAAGGUAUAGGGUACUCGGGAGUCGGUCUGGCUAUCUGGCUGCUCCUCGUCCUGGUGUUCCUGGGCCGCUAUAGGAGGUUCAUGUAUCAUUUUCUGAUCGGGCAAGUCCUUUGUCUGCUGACCUACAAUGCACUGAUUGGAAGUGUCAUGGUUAAUCAAGUCGGAAAAGCAGAGGCUAAGAUGAUUGCAUUUGGAAAAGCUGUUGCAUCUUGUUUAUUUUGCCUCUUAGGCUCAGCUUAUCCGUUCAUCUUAGGACUAGCCGAUCGAGGGAACAUGUUCGGAGCAUUUUUCACAAAACGAGUUGCUGUUUGGUUCAUCUGCUUGUGCGUAAUCCUGCCUGUAGCCUUGCUUGCUCUCACGUCCUUACCUUUUGAGUUGAAACACCCCAUAGAGCCACAUAACUACAUCUGGGAUUACAGCAACAACAUUAGCACUGAGUUUGUCCUCACAAAAGUAGUGAUCCUCAUCAUCGCCAUUGGUAUGACUCUGGUCCCAAAGUUUGUUGGAUACUGUAGAUCUCGAGCUGUGAGAAGAGAACACAACCGGGUCAUGUAUGAGCCUAUGGAGGAAACUAGCGAUUUUUCUACCGGAAUGAGGGAUUUCCACAACAACAAGAUGGGGAGAAGUAUCAGUCACGCUAGCGAGAGCAAUCCAUGGGAAGUAUCAGAAAGAGAGGUUAGCAAGUUCCAAGUCAUCGGCUUCAUCUCUGUUAUCAUGGCAAUGGUCACCAUACUUGUAGAAGUUUGGGGCAUCUUUGAGAAGGCCAAAGGCAGCAAGACCUUCGUGGGUCUGGUACUUCUCUACCAAAAUAUUUGGCUAUUCGCUGCUAUAUUUAUGGCCGCUGUAUUUGGUACACCUAUAGCGGAAAUUCGAGAGAAAAUGAUCAUGAUAAAAGAGGCGAUGGUGCGCUGUGUGCUGAAAGAAGAAGAGUUAAGUCUGCCUAAACUUGAAGCCCUGGCCCCAGAAACGGUGCUCACCUGUCAGAGGUUUAUCCAGUACCACAUGGCCGCCUGUAUCAGUGCUAUCAGUCAAUCAGUCCAGGGCACGUUCGGGCGGUCUUACGAGGACGUUUUUACGGGCGAAGAUCUAGUUUCCUGGCUGAUUAACGUUGGUCUUGCGGAGGAUAGGACGGUUGCGGUGGAAUAUGGUUCUAAACUGGUUCUAGGUAGAGUCAUGGAACAUAUUGACAAGAGGAGAUCAUUCUACGAUAGGAGCUAUCUUUACCGUUUUGCUAGAGAUAUUCCAGCUAGUGCAGCAAGAAGUAGAAGUGUGAAUGAUAGCUCCGGUGAACUCACAGAAGAGUUUCGCGUCAAUAGAAACGCUCGAUCUAUGCCUGACUGGUUCUGAUUUCAAUACUGAGAAUUUGAUUUUGAACAGUAAAGUCUGCGUAGACCCUUAUAGGUCCGCUAGGGUUUAAAUGUCAUUGCCGUGUGAUAUUAUCUUUUAAACCAUCACAAAUUAAAUUGUCACGAAAUCCGAUUUUAUUCAAAAAACUUGACAGUCAAUAAAAUUAGGGGGACUGAAGUGUGUUUUUGUAAAUUCAAAUAAUUAUGUGUUUCAAAAGAUGUUAUUUGUUUGAUAAAUAGUAUAUAUUCGUACUCACAAAUAAAACUUUGUUCGAU